Messenger RNA from Tuber aestivum (summer truffle), 3642 nucleotides. NCBI's taxonomy places the organism in Eukaryota, Fungi, Ascomycota, Pezizomycetes, Pezizales, Tuberaceae. The record is from the annotation of a GenBank genome assembly.
AUCUGCCAUCAUCCACACCAUUGGCACCAUUUUCUUCUACGCCGCUUCACUUUGUUUCUAAUUUUUGCCCUUUUGAUCUCCUCGGUUGCUUCCGGCCGCUCCAUCUCGCCUCCACAGGUAAGGUGCUGUCAGAUCUCCCGAUGGCUACCUACGCCAUCCGCUUUAUUGCUCCCGUGGUCGAGAGGGCCCGCAGAUGGUCACAGUCAUCCAUUGCCGAAGAGCGUCCUGCGAUUGCCACCGAAGCAUCACCUAGCUCACCUUCUGCACCUACAACUCCGAUUACCCGUCUUCUGGUCUUGGACUCUGUCUCCGAAGCGAUCGAUAUCGACUCCGAGGACACUGACUCCGCGAGAACACUAAUCAUCGUUGACCCACCGACGGGCAUACUACCAUCUGCGAAUAUGGAUUCUGCCCCCAAUGAGCCUCAUAAUGCCCCUUCCCCGGCUCCCAUCUCACAGCCCGCGCCAACCCCUCCAACUUCAUCGUUAAUGCCAGUGUCGGAGAGUUCUACCGUUUCUACAAGUCAGCCGAGUGCCGUCGGGCCAGGGAGCAAUGCGCCCGGACCUUUCGUCUUACCAGAGGAUGACGGGCAGAGGGAAUUACGCCGAAAACUGGUAGAGAUUAACAAGCUGGAAAUCAGCGAACGGGAAAGGGCGAGAAGGAUGCACCUUCUCAUGACCGAAAAAUACAAUGCGUCACGCCGCGCCGCAGAUAUAAUCAACCCGGGAUCCCCGCCACCAAAUAGCGCUCAGACCGCCGGUGCUGACGGCCAAAUUUUGCUACAAGGGGAGAACCCAUACAGACUGUCACCUGCAGAUUUUGCAAGAACAUACUAUGCGGGUUCUGAAGUAGCUGAAAGCGGGGUUCUGGAGCUUGGUUGCUCGCAUUACCGCCGGGGUGUAAAGCUUCAAUGCUCGACAUGCGGAAAGUGGUAUACGUGCAGGUUUUGCCAUGACGAAGAUCAGGAUCAUAACUUGAUUAGGAGGGAGACUAAAAAUAUGCUGUGCAUGCACUGUGGCCGGGCCCAGCCGGCUCAACAGGACUGCAGGCAUUGCGGUGUCAGGAGCUCUAGAUACUACUGCGAUAAGGUUUGCGUUCUCUUUCUCGGGGUAUUUCGGGGCAUGGGAAUUUGUUGCGCCUAAUUCCGAGAGCUGAAUGGGGCUGACGUAUGCUAGUGCAAACUGUGGGACGAUGACCCAGACAAGAGUAUAUAUCACUGCAAUGAUUGUGGCAUCUGUCGAAUAGGAAAGGGUCUUGGGAAGGACUUCUUCCAUUGCAAGGUACACAUCCAACAACUUUUCGCCCUCGGAAGUGGUGACGAUUGACCGAGAAUAGAAGUGCGGUGUGUGCAUGUCCAUUUCAUUGGAGGGCGAGCAUAGAUGCAUCGAAAGGUCGACCGAAUGCGAUUGCCCUAUCUGUGGUGAAUAUAUGUUCACUUCUACUCAAACUGUGGUAUUUAUGGUAUGUCACCCCCACCCCUAUCCAGCGAAUCGCCGGACGAACCUAACCUCCUUUGAGAAAAUAAAUAGACAUGCGGACAUUCAAUACAUCAGCGCUGCUACUACGAGCACAUGAGGACAUCAUAUCGCUGCCCUACAUGCGCACGUACAAUCAUAAACAUGGAAAGUCAAUUCCGUGCUCUAGAUCUAGAGAUAGAAACACAACCGCUGCCAGAGCCGUACAAGAAUUGGCGCUGUCUAAUUGGCUGCAACGAUUGCUCGGCCAAGAGUAAUGUGCCAUUCCAUUUCUUGGGACUAAAGUGCGAGAACUGCAAGUCCUAUAACACCAACCAGAUACGUAUCCUCCGCCCGGAAGACGGUCAGGAUGGCGGUGGGGGUAAUAUGUCUCCGUCCACUAUCCCACGUAUUCCUGAGAGUACAACACCGUCGAAUUCCCUACUCAGGGGUCAGGCAAAUUCUCCACCCCGCCUGGCUCCGGCCGAAGGUGACGCUGCGCUGGCAAAUGCGAACAGAGCUAUCGCAGCGGCGGGAGAGGCUAUAAUGGGAUUGGAUGGAAUGGGAAACUUAACCCUAGACGAUGGAUGGGAAACUGAAGAUAGUGCAGACUUCACGGACAUCGAUGAUGACGAUGACCUGGGUGGUUUUGGUAGCGGCAGGGAGGAGGGUCUGGAAGAAGAGGACUACGAGGAUGAGGAAGAAGAUGACGACGACGACGACGAUGGCGAUGAUGACGAUAAUGACGACGACGACGACGAUGAUGAUGAUAAUGGUGGGGAUGAGGAUGGUGAUGGCGAUGAUGACGAUGACGAUGAUGAUCUUAUCCAGCUUAUUGGCCAUCGAUAGUUCGGCUUCUCUUGGGCUCCUUGUGCCGCUGCUCUGGGAGACCGGAUGGGCCUAUUACUGGCCGGUUUUCCUUGGUUUGGCUGGCUUGAUUAGUCGUACCUUUGGAAGCUUUACGGGAAGUACGUCUCUUUCCCUCUCUCUCCGUUUCAUCAUCUUUUCUUCCCCCCCUGUCUCACCGGAGGGCGGGGAUGGGAACUCAUGCUCCUCCCCUGCGCCCAUCUUCCUUUCCCUUCCCAUUUUGUCCUACCCCCUCAUUUUUCGUACUUGCACCUACCCUGGCAAUUGUGAUUGAAUAACCUCUCCUCCUUACCAUAUCUCCUCAAUUCUAUUUACGCUUUAACUACUCAUUGGAACCCACGGUCUUGCGUUGAUGGACGAUACUUUGUUUCUUCUUUCCCUCUUCCUCCUUUCCCUUCCUUCUCACCAUUUGUACAUUGUGCGAUACUGGCUGUUUGGUGGCAAAUUUUUGGCGUUCUCUUUUUAUCCUUUUUGAAGUGUACUGUAUCCACAAGUGUGGUUGGGGAUCGGGGGUGUUUAUUAAGUUAGGGUAUGGCACGGAAUUGUAGUAUGCCUUAGAAUAUAUCACCAGUCUGGUGUGUCACGGCAAACGUUGUCAUUGGAUAUCACUCGAGGAUUAGUUCGCCAUUUAGUGUGCCGCCGCUCGCGUAUUGCUCGGAUGCUGUACUGUAGUGUGUUGCAAGAAUGAGCAAGUAUUAUCGCUUCCAACGGGAAAUACAUGCAUGGAUGAGUAGCGAGGCGAUCUAAAAGACUAAUCUACAAUGCUCAGCACUCGAGUGGUUCUCCCAAUUGCUUUCCCCUUCGCUGCGCUCUCACUUGUCUUUAAGCCGAUGGGGGGUUGGGAUAUCGGUAUAGAAUUCAUUGGUUGGUGUUUUUUGUCUAAUCUUGGGCGGUUCUGCUUACUUGAGUGUUCACUCGCCUGCUUGUUUUGGUUCCCGGUUGUUAGGUUCCUGCUCAAGUUCUGUUUGUCGGGUCGCGUUAAGAAAGAGGGAGCGCGUUAAAUUAGUUAGUAUUAUCCUAGAUGGGGGUAGGUUAUGUUUGGUGCGGAGUGGGGUAGAUUUCGUUUCAUACUCAGUUCAGCCACUGGUGCUUGAUGCUAUCAUAUUGCGAGCCCACUUUUUCACCCCCGCGAAUACUUUUGUCACGGUGUCGCAGGGUAGUUCCAGAUGUAGAGGGUUGAACUAACGUCGACCCAGGCAGCGCUCACAGUUAACGCUUUUCUAAGGCAUGAUAGAUGUGGUACGGUGUGUACCGAAGUUGGAGUUGAGAGAAUUUGCGGGGUGGAUGCUCGCAAGCAUGGGGACUCAGGAUACAUGUGGUU